Molecule: messenger RNA, 3801 nt
Organism: Prinia subflava (tawny-flanked prinia)
Lineage: Eukaryota; Metazoa; Chordata; Aves; Passeriformes; Cisticolidae
Exons: 9
Coding region: 383-3544 (1053 amino acids)
Molecular function (GO): calcium ion binding
Source: RefSeq, a predicted model, not a curated record
AAACACUGGGAAUUGGUAUUUGGGCCUGCAAUUGGACUAUUUCCUUUUUUUUUUAUAGGCAAGGGAAUCCUCUCAGGAAUAUUGGAAGGUUAAGCCAGAGCCAGAAUCUCCUUGGUUAUUGGCCUAUGUGCCUAUAAGGAGCUGCCACAGGGUGCUGAGGGACAAAUAUGGGGAGUUUUCUCCUCCAGCAUUCCGUGCUGAUUUCCCUGUAAGCUUUUGGUGCAACUGGACAAUCUGGGCAGGCUCCAGGAAGCACAUCAUAAUUCAUAUCCGGGGAUUUAUUGCUAAGGAGGCUUGCAACAAAAAUGAAGACAAAAUUCUGUUUGAAGGAGUCUCCUCCCUGGUGGAAAACAGUGUUGUUUAUGCCUGCUGGAAAAAGGAGAUGCAUGUUUUUGCCACCUUUGCUCAGGCUGUCCAUAUUGUGCUGCUGAAAAGGUACUUGCCAAACCAGAGAGAUGCAGGAUUUAAAGGGAAGUACUACAUCUUCCAAGACCAGCAAGGUGACUCUUCCUCCAAAGAUGAUGCGAUUUCUGGAACUUCUGCUUCAAAACUGCCAAAGAAAGGUGGUAUUUUUCAGUCUGGCUGGGUUGAAAACCUUAGGGAUGCACUGGGCUUUGCAACCACGCGUGGCAGCACCACCACGAUGCAGGGAAGAGGGAUCCCUCUGGACACCACAGCUGUGGGAAGUCCUGCAGAACUUAUCCCAUGUGAACGUGCAAGGACACAGGCUCUGGAAACAAAAGCUCCUUAUGGGCUGGGGUCUGAGCUGCUGGGGACUCAGGAAGCCCAAGGCAUGGGAACACCUGAGGGAAUAAUCCCCACCGCAGCACAGGAUGUCUGGGGGCAGAAUCCCUCCCUGAGUGAGGACCAUGCUGUGAGUUUUGGUCCUGUGCACAGCGUGCUUUUGGAAACUCCUUUGCUUGGUGCCUUCCAGGGAGCAGAACCUUUUUGGCAGCCAGCAGAUGUGAGUCUGGAGAGCAGCCAGCCUGUCCUGAACCCUACCCUGAGGCCAAAAGGUCUGCACUACCUGCAGUUUACCAUUAAACCAACAGGCACGGCUGGCCUGGACCUGGCUGCACACUCUGAGCCUCUGUCCCCUGGCACAGGACAAAGCCAGGAGGGCACAGGUCCCACCAGGGGCAGCCAGCUCAGCACAGCCAGCCUGGGGAAGGAUGGAAGCCGUGCCCAGCUGAGUGUCCCAGCUGAUGGCCUUGCCAAGGCCCUGAUGCCCAGCCUGAGGAGCCCCAGUGAUGUGGUCACCAGGGACCACCUGCAGCUGCUACCUGCAAGAAGCCAGAGCUCUGGGGUGACACCAGCUUUCCUGUCUGACACCAGAGAGGAACAUGUGGUGCCUGGGCAGCAUCAGGACAGUGCUGCUAGUGACAAACCAGCUUCUGUCUCCAACCUCAGGGGAUUUAAAAAGCAGGGAACCACAGAAGCUGUGCAAGUGGGUGCAGGACAGAAGGUAGCUGCUUCCUUCAGCACCACUCCUGCACACCCUGCUCUGCCUGCAGCUCCUCGGGGAGAAACACUGCCAAGAGACCAAAAGUCUUGGGAGCCCUCUGGUGCGCCCAGGAACACCCAGGUGCCAGAAGGACAGCAAGGGAAACAUGCUGAGCUGGGCCCUCCCUGGGUAACCGAGUACUUUCCCAUCAGGAGCUGCCACCUCAUCUUCCAGGAUGGGUCUGGCACGUUUUACCUCCCGCUGCUCCAUGCUGACAUCGAGGCCAACGUCUGGUGCAACUGGACCAUCUGGGCAGGCCCCCAGAAGCACAUUGUCAUCUAUGUCCAAGGGUUCCAGGGCAGCGGUGGCUGUGGCAACAACCAGGACAAGAUCAUCUUCCAGGGGGUCUCGUCAAGCGUGGAAACCCAAGUGGUGUUUGCCUGCCACAACCGAGGCACUGUGAUCUUUGCUGCACAAGCCACUGAGGUCCAGGUGUUGUUUCUGUCAGGGAGGGGUUCCAGAAGCCAUGAGUACAGGUCUUUUAAAGGACAGUAUUAUGUAUUCAGAGAGCCUGAAUCUGUGGGCUCCUCAAGUGAUGCUGUAGCAGCUCCCCAGGAGCCUGUCCAGGAGAUCUCUCAAAAAGAAAGCUGGAGGACAGAGAUGACCAAAGGUUUAUUGUCCAUGCUGACAGCUCCUCCAGGCCCACCAGCUGUGCCUGCUGCCGGCAGGAUCCAGCCUGACACUGUGAUCCCAGAAGAAGUGGCUGAACAUCCUCCUGAUCUCAUGGAAGAGGGUCAGUCUGGUGCUAACCUGAGUGAGCGUGGUCAGGAUGAAACCAGGCUGGAAAGGAACUUUAAGGACAGUGGCAGCAAGGGCAGAGAAACCGAAGAUGACUUGUUGGUGGAGCCAGCUCCAGCUGGGCAAGACACUGGGGGUAAAGCUGAGCCACCUGCCCUGGAGCUGACCAAGGGGGACACAGAGCCAGGGACUGCUCUGCUCACCACGGUCCCAUGUCACCCAGCUGGUUCUCCUUGCUCAGAGAUGCCCAGCAGCAGUGUAGGUGUCUCUGACACAUCACCUACCCUGGGUCAGGCCAGCGACAGCCCCUCAGAAGUGGCAGCUGCUGCACAUCACACACAGACACCAGUGCUGGCAGAGCCACCACUAAACACCAGCACAAACCCACCUCUCUACCCCUCUCUUGGUGUGACUGCUGCUGAUGUGGCCUCUCUGGAAGGAAGGAAUGAAGACCUCUUUGGUCUGAUGUCAUCUGUGGAGAAUGACACAGGACUGCAGUCCCAGCACCAUCCUGGAGAUGUGCUGUUUGAAGUCACUGCUGAAAUCAAACCCAAGGACUGGAUUCCUCACAGUGGAAGUGAGUUCCGAAAGGGUCUCCUCGAAUCUCUGAAGAAUCAUAUCCAGAAGAACCUGAAGCUCUCUGCCAACAGAGUCAGUGAAAUAAAGUUAAAGGAUGUCAAAAGGGCGGGUGAUGCCAACCUGCUGCUCACCUUCUGGCUGCACCUGGAGCCCGAGGAGAGGAACGCAUCCCUGCUCCUGCACUCCCAGCUGGAGGAGCUGCUCGGCACCUCUGCGGGCGUGGAGCAGCUGCAGCUUGUUUCACUGUUCGUUGAAGAUGUGAACGAGUGUCAGGCUGGGGUUGGCCUCUGUGGGGAGGAGGCAGAGUGCUUCAAUGGCGUGGGCACCUACUUGUGCCGCUGCAAGAAGGACUACGAGGACCGCUCUCCCACCAAGUCGGGCACGCUCUGCGUCCGCACUCCCCGAGCAGGGAUCAGCACCUUCCUCCGCCACGCUGACAUGCUGGUGGGGGCAGCCCUGGUGGCCGGCCUGGUGAUGCUGGUGGCCUUCUGUGUCCUCUGUGUCACCGUCCUGUGCGGACGGGCCCCCGGCAGGAGCCCAAGGCCCGAGGAGCCGGCCGUGAGGGAGGAGCCGGCCAUGGAGCUGCAGAGCCUGGGGGAGUGCCUGCAACUCGAGCCCUUCCAGCUGAAGCUGAGGGCCAGGACCCCCGAGUGGCUCUGGAGUGUCCGUGCCCACCCUGGCCAGGCAGAGCAGACUUUCCCAGAGCAGCUUCCCUCACUCUGAGGGGUGCCAGGCCUCAGAGACCUCUGUUCCCGCAUUUCCCUGGGUUUCUGACACAACCACUGGCCGUGCCAAUCCUUCCGCUGUGUUUUAUGGACCAUGAAUAUCCUCCAACAGUGUUCCUUGUGUGGUAAUUUAAUUUUUUUAAUGCUUGCUUAGCUUGGGGAACAAAAUGUUUGCUCUGCACCGCUGUAUGUCUGCUGAUUCACCCUGCUUGAGAUCUGCACAGGAAAAUUAAAAACCUUUUUUUUCUUAAGAAA